Molecule: messenger RNA, 654 nt
Organism: Mesocestoides corti
Lineage: Eukaryota; Metazoa; Platyhelminthes; Cestoda; Cyclophyllidea; Mesocestoididae
Source: the annotation of a GenBank genome assembly
UUGACAUCUUCGUCCCUCGGUAUAGAACAGGCCCUAAUCACCAAUCCUAACAUCAAACUCAUUCGCACCAGUCGCACUGCCUGUGCACCUCACGACCAGGACUCGAAGGACGUCUACGACCUUGUGGUUAUCUACAAAUCUGCGCCAUACCACUUCGAGGAGCGGAGACGAAUUCUUGAGGCGUAUCGCAAUCUGCCAGGUCGUAUUCGUGUUGUGUUCGCACUGGAGCAACUGCGGGCCGAUGUGGCAGGCAAUCUAUUCCACAUGAACGGUGGCUUCGACAUUCGAUUGCCAGAGAAUGUGGGUGCUAAGGCAGGGGAAUGGGCACGGCGGGCAACUGAGGCUCGAGAGAGAGUGUUGGCGGAGGCAGACGAGUUCGGUGACAUGAUCAUUGGCGACUACGUGGAUACCUAUGUGAACCUGACCUUCAAGCUCAUAAUGAGCCAUCGAUGGGCUUCUGCAUUUUGCCAAGAUGUACUCAUGGAGCUGGUGGUAGCCGAAGCCUACACGCGCUUCCUGUAUGUGGAUGAUGCAUUCAUGGGCUUCGCCGUAGCUAAAUUGCCACAUCUGCGUUUCCACAGCUUGAAGGGCUUCUACCUCGACUCCACCAAUAACCAGUCAGCUCUCAUAGCAAAAUCACCACUCAGGUUCUGA